CGGAGCGGUAUUUGAAUGGAGAUCCCACAGUCGUAAAUUGCACAGCAAAGCAUUGGGAACAACACAGUGGUACUUGUACAGUGAAUAUUGUAAGCGCACACUUACAGACGUUGUUUUUAAGAACGAAUUUCCAAGGAUGUCUUUGGCAGUACGCGGAAUUAACCGAAAUGCCCAGAACCCAGCCCCAAUGGGCAAGGCCAUCGCAGACGGAAUCAGGAGGCCUGUGCUUGGCGAAAUUUCCAACUUCGCCAAUAAAGCUGCGCAAGUCAAGAAAAACGCGACCUUGAAGGCUCAGGCCGUGAAGACUUUCAAGUCAGCCUCGCAGCAGCAGACACUGCCAGCGGCUGCGCAGCACAAGCGCGCUCCGGUCCUCCCUGCGAUCGCUGACCCACCACAAGUCGUUCCUCUUCCCACCGAUGUGGCCAUGAAGGAGGAAGAGUUGUGCCAGGCCUUCUCUGACGCGCUUAUCGAUGUAGAAGAUAUCGAUGAAGGCGACGCCGAUAUGCCUCAAUUGUGCUCCGAAUACGUGAAGGAUAUCUAUACAUACCUUCGGAGUCUCGAGGUCCAGCAGUCGAUCCGUCCCAAGUACAUGCAGGGCUAUGAGAUUAACCAGCGCAUGCGUGCCCUCCUAGUGGACUGGCUCAUCCAGGUGCACUCCAGGUUCCAGCUGCUCCAGGAAACUCUGUACAUGACUGUGGCCAUCUUGGAUCGCUUCCUCCAGGUGCAGCCGGUUUCCCGCCGGAAGCUGCAGCUGGUCGGCGUGACCGCCAUGCUCCUUGCUUCCAAAUAUGAGGAAAUGUAUGCCCCGGAGGUGGGCGACUUCGUCUACAUCACUGAUAACGCCUUCACCAAGGCUCAGAUCCGUGAGAUGGAGAUGCUCAUUCUGCGGGUGCUCAACUUCCAGCUCGGGCGCCCCCUGCCCCUGCACUUCCUGAGGAGGGCCUCCAAAGCUGGCAGUGCUGACGCAGAGAAACACACGCUGGCCAAGUACCUGAUGGAGCUGACCCUCAUGGACUACGAGAUGCUACAUUACCACCCCUCUGAAAUAGCUGCUGCUGCCCUCUGCCUUUCCCAGCUUGUGGUCGAUGGACAAAAAUGGUCUGCAACGCAGCAACACUACUCCACCUAUGACGAGGACCACCUCAAGCCCAUCAUGCAGCACAUUGCCAAAAAUGUUGUCUGCGUCAGUGAGGGACGCUCCAAGUAUGUGGCCAUCAAGAACAAGUAUGCUAGUAGCAGGCUGAUGAGGAUCAGUCUCCUCCCCCAGCUCAAGGCUGAUGUGAUCAGGGACAUGGCUGCUCCUCUGCUCUCUCCCUCCUGAGGCCCUGAGGCUGCUCUAACUCCUCACCCCUGCACUUUAUUUUUAAAAUGAGUUUGACUUUCAAUCCGCCUGUGGUGGCCAGCUUUUAAUUUUAUUUUAAUUUUAAGAGUGGCCUUUUAAUGUAAAUAUUCUCAAGUGUUUGUAGCAAUAAACAGGGUUUUUAACUAGUUCUUUGCAAGUUUGUGAAUUUUAAUGUAAUUCUAAAUUAAAUGCUGUUUUGUACUUGAGGCUUAACUGCCUUGAUCAAAUCAGGUAUAUUGCUAUUCUGUUGUAAAUUAUUUCUUGGCUUUGUCCUAUUGCAGUGGAACUUCAAUAAAAUCCAAAGAACUCUGUUCAGUUUGUUUCAA
Molecule: messenger RNA, 1668 nt
Organism: Conger conger (European conger)
Lineage: Eukaryota; Metazoa; Chordata; Actinopteri; Anguilliformes; Congridae
Gene: ccnb2
Product: cyclin B2
Exons: 8
Coding region: 137-1321 (394 amino acids)
Biological process (GO): mitotic cell cycle phase transition; regulation of cyclin-dependent protein serine/threonine kinase activity
Cellular component (GO): cyclin-dependent protein kinase holoenzyme complex; cytoplasm; nucleus
Molecular function (GO): cyclin-dependent protein serine/threonine kinase regulator activity
Source: RefSeq, a predicted model, not a curated record